UCCUCGUAGUGAGAGAGGAAAAAGGAACAAGUUCGUACAAAGAGGAUUUACUCGCUUUUAACGGGUUUGGAACUAAUAACCGUCAGUGUAAGAAAUAAAAACCGGGGCUCCAGUGCUGCUUGAACGGAAAAACAGGACCUGAGAGAAGAUCAGUGUGGAUGAAGUCCACAGGACUAAACUGCUGAGUUCCCUGCUCAAGCUGUGUGAACUAUAGUUCCUAGUCAUUGUGCUAAUCUGUCAGAGACGUUUCAAACAUGCAGCAGUUGUUCCUGAGCACCUCAUAAGGGUUACCUGGACCAAUCUCAGUGCUAUUUACACAAGUUUCUUAUUGUCCUUGCACAAAGCCAAGCAAAAAUGUAUGGUAGUGCACGUUCAGUGGGCAAACCAGAGGGCAAUCAAAGCCCUGGCCGUUCACCAUGCCUGCCUCGCUCACCGCGCCUGGGCCACCGGCGCAACAACAGCAUGGGGGGAACCGGCAGCAAAACCCUUUCAAUGGAAAAUAUCCAAUCUCUCAACGCUGCCUAUGCCACCUCAGGCCCCACCUACCUAAGCGAUAAUGAACCGACUGUUCCUUUAACCGGUUUGGAUAUCCCCAAAAACACAAUGACCCUGGGCCGCUCAGGCACUCGACUUCCUUAUGGCACCCGCGCCACCGUCAUGGGCAGCAGUCCCAACAUCGCCAGCGACUCCAUCGCCUUCGGAGACCACCAUGUUCCUGCAGCCAUGGCAUCCACUGUGCCGCACUCGUUGCGCCAGGCACGCGACAACACCAUCAUGGACUUGCAGACACAGCUGAAGGAGGUGCUGCGUGAAAACGAGGUGCUGCGGAAAGAGUUGGAUGUGAGGGAAAGCAAACUUAGCUCGUCCAUGAAUUCCAUAAAGACGUUUUGGAGCCCCGAGCUGAAAAAGGAGCGGGCCUUGCGCAAGGAUGAGGUCUCCAAGAUGGCAGUCUGGAAGGAGCAGUACCGUGUGAUUCAGGAGGAGACACAGCACCUCCAGAUGACCAUCCAGGCCCUUCAGGAUGAGCUGCGUAUCCAGCGGGACCUGAACCAGCUGUUCCAGCAGGACGGCCCCGGCGCCAGGCCGGGAGAGCCGUUCACAGCCGAGCUCACGGAGGAGAACUUUUACCGACUGCACGGUGAGCACGAAAGGCAAGCCAAAGAACUCUUCCUCCUGAGGAAGACACUGGAGGAGAUGGAGCUCCGCAUCGACACGCAGAAGCAGACGCUCUGUGCCAGAGACGAGUCCAUCAAGAAGCUUCUGGAGAUGCUGCAGAGCAAAGGGCUGUCGGCCAAGGCCACCGAGGAAGAGCACGAACGCACGAGGCGCCUCGCUGAAGCCGAUAUGCACAUCCACCAUCUGGAGAGCCUGCUGGAGCAGAGGGACAAGGAGACCAGCGUCCUCAGGGAGGAGCUUCAUCGACGAUACGACGGAGCGCCCGAAUCUGCCAAAACCAGAGCCUUGCAGACAGUCAUCGAGAUGAAGGACUCUAAGAUCAGCUCACUGGAGCGCAGUGUGAGAGAACUGGAGGAUGAAGUUCACAUGUUGAAGUCUAAUGGAGCUUUGAGUACAGAGGAGAGGGAGGAGGAGAUGAAGCAGAUGGAGGUCUAUCGCAGUCACUCCAAGUUUAUGAAGAAUAAGGUAGAGCAGCUGAAGGAGGAGCUGGCUCAGAGUGAAGCCCAGUGCACGGAGCUGAGAAAGCGAUCGUCUGAGCUGCAGCAGGAAGUCUCUGCAAUUGACCAGGUGAAGCAGGACCUCUCCAGAAAGGACACAGAGCUCUUGGGCUUGCAGACCAAACUCGAGACACUCACCAAUCAGUUCUCAGACAGCAAACAGCACAUUGAGGUCCUCAAGGAAUCCCUAACUGCCAAAGAACAGCGAGCUGCCAUUCUACAGACAGAGGUGGAUGCUCUGCGUCUGCGUCUGGAGGAGAAGGAGGCAACGCUGAAUAAGAAGAGUAAGCAAAUCCAGGAGAUGUCUGAAGAGAAGGGCACGCUCAAUGGAGAAAUCCAUGACCUCAAAGACAUGCUGGACGUCAAGGAGCGCAAAGUCACUGUGCUGCAGAAAAAGAUUGAGAACCUGCUGGAGCAGUUGAAGGAUAAGGAGAAGCAGAUGAGUAGUUUGAAAGAGCGAGUCAAAUCUCUGCAGGCUGACACCUCCAACACUGACACAGCUCUCACUACACUGGAGGAAGCUCUGGCUGAGAAGGAACGCAUUAUUGAGCGUCUGAAGGAGCAGAGAGAUCGAGACGAGAGGGAGAGGGGUGAAGAACUGGAGACCACCAAGAAAGAUCUAAAGGAGCUGAAAGAGAAAGUCAACCUGCUCCAGGGAGAUCUUUCUGAUCGGGAGACGUCUUUGUUGGAUCUGAAGGAGCACGCUUCAUCACUGGCCUCGUCUGGUUUGAAGAAGGACUCCAAGCUGAAGAGCCUUGAGAUUUCUCUUGAGCAAAAGAAAGAAGAGUGCCUCAAAAUGGAGAAUCAGCUCAAGAAGGCUCAGACAGCAGCUGCAGAGGCUCAGGCAAACACAGAGCUGUCAGAGCGCAUCCGCACACUUGAGCAGGAGGUAAGCCGCUACAGAGAGGAUGCUGGGAAAGCCCAGACAGAAGUGGACCGUCUGCUGGAGAUCCUCAGAGAGAUGGAGAACGAGAAGAAUGAUAAAGACCGCAAGAUCAGUGAACUGGAGAGGCAGACGAAGGACCAGAGUAAGAAAGUGGCCACUCUUAAACACAAGGAGCAGGUGGAGAAGAACAGAAACGCUCAACUGAUGGAGGAGGCCCGCAAGCGAGAGGAUAAUAUCAACGAAAGCUCUCAGCAGACCAAGGACUCUCUGCAGCUGAAAGAUGAGCGUAUUGAGGAGCUUGAAGAGGCACUACGUGAGAGUGUUCAGAUCACUGCAGAGAGAGAGAUGGUCCUCGCACAGGAAGAGGCUGCCCGAACUCAUGCAGAGAAACAGAUGGAGGAGCUGCUAGCAGCCAUGGAGAAGGUGAAGCAGGAGCUGGAGUCGAUGAAGGCCAAGCUUUCGUCCACCCAGCAGUCCCUGGUUGAGAAGGAGGCCCACCUGACCACACUGCGAGCAGAGCGCAGGAAACACCUGGAGGAGGUUCUGGAGAUGAAGCAGGAAGCACUACUGGCAGCUAUCAGUGAGAAGGAUGCCAAUAUUGCACUACUGGAACUGUCCGCCUCCAAAAAGAAGAAGACUCAGGAUGAAGUGGCUCUUCUAAAGAGAGAGAAAGACAGACUGGUCCAUCAGCUCAAACAGCAGACACAGAACCGCAUGAAGCUGAUGGCCGACAACUACGAGGAUCUCAAGACUUCCUCACAUUCUGACCAGACCAAUCAUAAACCCUCUCCAGAUCAGAUUAUUCCCCCGCUCAUAGACCUCAAUCAGAACCGCAGCAAGCUAAAACUAUACAUUGGCCACCUAACAGCCCUUUGCCAUGAGAGAGACCCCCAUAUUCUGCAGGACCUGGCUCCACCCUCAGCUUACCACCGCAGCCAAAGAGAUGCCUGGGAGGAAGAGCUACAAAAGAUGAGCAUGGAAGAGCUGGAGUCGGAGCUGGAGCAGUGUGAACGGGAGAGCGCCGAGCUGCAGGAGUAUGCCAACUCGGUCCUGCAACAGAUCUCAGACCACUGCCCCGACAUUCUGGAGCAGGUCGUCAACGCGCUGGAGGAGUCCUGCUGAACACGCUUCGCUCUGCCCUGCUUUUCUUAUACGACAGAAAGAAUCCUGCCUCGUUUCACAGCCUGCCUCAUCGCUUCCCAACACAUUAAGAGCUCAAGGACACCAGAGUGCAUUCACACACACUUCCAGACGGCAACCGUGUGGAACAGGAAGGAGCCGAGCGUAAAGGGGGGAGAGCAUCCGCUUACAUAAGCGCAGGGACCGCCGAACGGGCCUCGGGGGGUCACUCGUCACUGCUUUAGCACCUGGGCCUCUCUCUUCUGAGUCUGUCUCUCAUCACCUACUCAUCUCUUCCUGUCCUUUCCAUCUGCUGGUUUACUGUACCCAGUCCCAGAUGUUUACAGCUCACUCACACACACAUAAACACAGGCUGGAGAAAGCCAAGAGGUGCAGUAUUAAGGAACAAAGAAAGAGGUGCUUUUUUCUGGGCUCACGCAUCCACAGGUCUCCUAAAUCUGCACAUGUGGUACAACACUGAGGGCUUGCAGAUGUAGGGUCACUGACAAGAUGUUACAUGUUACUCAUUUGGUGUUACUGUCAUUUGGGGUGAGUUGGUUCACUUCAAUCACUUGCUUUCAUUUAAAGCCAUGUGCGUCCAUUCAAGUCAUUAGGAUUUUUUAGGUGUUUAUUUCUAUAAAGCGCAAGAGGUCUGUCAUUAAAGCUUGAUACAUUACAGGUUCAAUCAGUAAUCGAGGCACACAUAAACAUGAUACAUAACCUAGCAACAGAACUCUCUUAAUACUCGCUUUAAUGCUGUUAGGAAAGGAAUGUUGUGAAUAUUUAUACUUCCGGUCCAGAAUAUAA
Trichomycterus rosablanca is the source of this 4485-nucleotide messenger RNA. It is a transcript of the gene erc1b, whose product is annotated as ELKS/RAB6-interacting/CAST family member 1b. The transcript has 19 exons. Lineage: Eukaryota; Metazoa; Chordata; Actinopteri; Siluriformes; Trichomycteridae. The coding region runs from base 355 to 3681 and encodes 1108 amino acids. Gene Ontology annotation, cellular component: cytoskeleton of presynaptic active zone. Gene Ontology annotation, molecular function: structural constituent of presynaptic active zone. The record is from RefSeq and is a predicted model, not a curated record. Gene Ontology annotation, biological process: regulation of synaptic plasticity; maintenance of presynaptic active zone structure; neuromuscular synaptic transmission.